Molecule: messenger RNA, 2120 nt
Organism: Achroia grisella
Lineage: Eukaryota; Metazoa; Arthropoda; Insecta; Lepidoptera; Pyralidae
Product: CD63 antigen-like
Exons: 6
Coding region: 138-836 (232 amino acids)
Cellular component (GO): membrane
Source: RefSeq, a predicted model, not a curated record
UCCCCUCUUUUAUUUUCUAACUUAGUAGGAUUUAACACUUGGCAACGACGGGUGUGCGUCGCUCCACCAACGAAUAAACAAGUAAAUCCGCGUGUGACAACUUGCUUGUGAAUUAAUUGUGAAUCAGUGCAUUCACGAUGGGAUGUGGAACGAGUUUUGUGAAAUAUGUGCUGUUUUUCUUCAACCUGGUCGUGGCGUUGUUGGGUCUGGCCAUCAUCGGCGUGGGUGUAGCAUUCCUGCUUAACUGGAGUGCGGUGAAAGAUGAGCUCAAGGGCCACUUGACUGUUGCCCCGUGGGUGUUUAUCAUUAUUGGCGCCGUGAUGUUCGUGAUCGCCUUCUUCGGAUGUUGCGGUGCUAUUAGAGAAAGCCACUGCAUGGUCGUGACGUAUGCCAUCUUCCUGUUGGUGAUCAUAAUUUUGCAAGUUGUCCUGGCGAUUCUACUCUUCACAUACGGUAACACCAUCAAAGAUGGACUUGUUCUCAGUGUUCAGAAGCUUUGGGAAAAGCGCGCCCACGACCCAGCGUCCGAUGAGGUCUUCAAAAAUAUUGAGGAACAGUUGCAAUGCUGUGGAAAGGACGGCAGUGGCGACUACCACUCGGUCUCCCUUCCUCCAUCAUGCUGCAAGAAGGAUACAUUCAUUUCCAACACUCUCGGAUGCACGGUUACUAAUGCGGAAGUAGGCUGCACGUCCAAAGUGGCAGAAUUGUACGAGAAAUGGAACAAGCCCAUCGCUGGUUUUGCUAUAGGUGUAGCUUGCGUUGAGGUGGUUGGGGCCCUGUUUGCGCUGUGCCUCGCCAAUUCUAUAAGAAACAUGGACAGAAGGUCACGCUACUAAUAUUUUGUACAUUAAAACUGGUACGCAUAAACUGACGUCUAUGCAUCACUCGAAUGAACACUACAAACAUACAAACGAAGAUAUAUAAUUAUGUACAAUGUCUCUUUAAUACCUACCGAGUAACUCGAGAUGAUCAGAAAUACAAUUUCUGUGGUAAUACCCCACCUUUCGAUGUUAAGUUUCAAUAAUGUAAUCAAAAAUUAUCUGACUAAAUCAUUACAUAAUGUUAUUGUAUAAUAAUGUUAUAUAAUUGCUAUUGUAUACCUACUUAUAAAGCAAAAAAAUCUCAACUAAUUACAGUAAAAAAUGGCAAAAAUUUAAGAGAUAUUCACUAUAAAUUCAUGUUUAUAAAUAAUCACGUUUAUUUAUAUUGUAUAUCAAUAAAUUAGUGAUGUUUUUAAGCAUGUCUGAAACACGUGCCAAUAAGAAAAACAUCUGACAAAGAAAGUGUGCAUAUUAAUUAAUAUAAUUAAAAUAUGAAACUUGCAACAUAUGUAUAGCGUUUCGUACCAAUAUACUUACACAAAGGAUCUUUGAAACUCUACUAUUCUUGUAUUCUUAUAAUCUAUAUGUAUUUUCAUAUAAGUAUUUAAGUGUAGUUUAAAAUUUAUUGUGUAAUAUUAAUUAUAUAUUGUACAGUAAAGGUUUCUAAACUGCGUCUACGAGCAUUUAUUGGAAGGAAAUAAUUAUGCAAUUUUUGCUUCAGGGAAACCCGCAUAAAUUUUUAUUUUGCAUUUUAUUUAUAUAAAAUAAACAAAUGUUAAAUAUAUACAAAAAAAUAUACAGAGAAUAAAAAUUAAAAAAUAGUUUUUGAUAUGAAAGUAAAGAUUAAAAUUAAUUCAUUAAUUUAACCAAACAGGAUGCGUCAGUGCUGUUAUCAAUUAUUGUCUUUUUGAAAGUCUAUAUUUUGUCUCUUGGCGAAUCCUGUCUAAUGUCGUAAACACAUGGCCAAGAUACGCCGACGAGUUUACGAAUUUUUAUAUUGGUUGCUUUUUCGCAAACAAACUUCGUAAACGCGUUGUUGAAUACUUUUGAAUAAUCUAUAGCUUCUAAGAGUUCUUUAUGUUCUGUUUGGACUUUCUUUAUUAAUAAGUAGGUACCUAUAUUAUAUGCUACCUGUCCAUUUUUUAUAGAUAAGUCUAAUGUAUACGUAAAGUUUUAGUUGUUGACACCUAUGAAAUUAUGUUAUAAUCCAAUCCCCUUUUACGAGAUCUAAAAACGAAAUUGUCGAAUCGAUCAUUACGUGCCUUUUGAGCGGUGUUGCCCGUUAAUACUCCCAUCAUA